CACACCACAGGGUCCACUAGUUUUAAGAUUUCCAGGGGUUUUAAUUGACAUGGCUGGGUCGCGCGUCGCGGGGCGUGCUCAAAGUCGCGUCCCGUCGAGCUAGAGUGGGAAGUUGCGAAUUGAAUUUCCCAGCCACUUCGAUUUUUACCAUUUCCGCACUCCCAUAUUAUUCUUCGUUAACCGGGUUCAUGCUACGUUCUUUCUUCCCUCUUUCUUUCAUAGGAAUACACUACUUCUAAUACCGUUUGUCACUCAACGCAACAAACCUUGGUUCUCUUUGACAAGUCGGCUUUCACCUAUAAUACCUAUUCUUAGAUUAUACUCCAAUCUCUUUAAACCUAGAUACCUCGACGCAGGAUACGCAUUGUGCGCUAUACCAAGUCGCAUAGUCGUCGCAUUGGCACCGAAAAGCUCUCUCACCUUUUUUGCGCUAGUAUACCGUGUUUACUGCUCCAAAAAUGAAUCGGGGUCGCGGCGGAGGUCGAGGAGGACGCGGAGGGGGCAAUUUGGCGGCGAGAGUGCAGCCUGGCGAUCCAAUUCCUUACCCUCGAAGAAGAAGAUACAGGCCAGGAACGGUCGCACUGAGAGAGAUCCGAAGGCUGCAAAACAAUACCGAUCUGCUAUUACGAAAACUACCUUUCUCCCGACUCGUCCGAGAAAUAGCUUUAACUAUGCGCCCGGCAGACGAAGGCAUGCGAUGGCAAUCGCAAGCUAUAUUAGCCCUCCAGGAAGCAGCCGAGGCUUUCCUCGUCCACUUAUUCGAGGACUCAAAUCUAUGCGCCAUCCACGCGAAACGAGUUACCAUCAUGCAGAAGGAUAUCCAGCUCGCGAGAAGAAUACGUGGCGUAUGGGGCGGCCUUGGCUAAAGGGGAAAAGGGUAGCGAAUGAUGCCUAUCGAAAUGGUGCAGCGGGUUUUUGCGCCCACGAAAGUCAUCCCUGCAUCGGCUAAGGCCACUUACUCGCAGAGGGAGACAUGUAUAAAAAGCGGUCUGUUGACGGGGAGACAAGGCGAUCAUAUACCAGGGCGCUCAGCCGGUUGGGUCAGGGGAGAGUGAACUGGCGUUUAGGAGUAGAGAGGUGACCAGCCCAAGCAGGAGGGGAACCGGUCAGGUUUUGCAUUUUAAAUUUGAUACCACAAUGCUUUUCUAUAAGCCCGCUUGCGUUUAGUCGGGAUAUAAAGCUCAUAAUUGCGAUAUCGACAUUUUCUCUAUGAGGUAGGUAGACAAGGCUGAGGAGGCGGAAGAAU
This is a messenger RNA of Daldinia decipiens, 1246 nucleotides long. RefSeq names its product histone H3-like centromeric protein cse-4. NCBI's taxonomy places the organism in Eukaryota, Fungi, Ascomycota, Sordariomycetes, Xylariales, Hypoxylaceae. The record is from RefSeq and is a predicted model, not a curated record. Bases 459 to 866 code for a protein of 135 amino acids. The transcript is spliced from 3 exons. Gene Ontology annotation, molecular function: protein heterodimerization activity; DNA binding; structural constituent of chromatin. Gene Ontology annotation, cellular component: nucleosome.